Messenger RNA from Stegastes partitus (bicolor damselfish), 2026 nucleotides. RefSeq names its product meteorin, glial cell differentiation regulator (gene metrn). Gene Ontology annotation, biological process: glial cell differentiation; positive regulation of axonogenesis. The coding region runs from base 156 to 1070 and encodes 304 amino acids. The transcript has 4 exons. The record is from RefSeq and is a predicted model, not a curated record. Lineage: Eukaryota; Metazoa; Chordata; Actinopteri; Pomacentridae. Gene Ontology annotation, molecular function: hormone activity.
GUGAGAGAAGGCAAAGUGAUGGAGGUGAUCAAGAGUAGAAUAUUAGUUGUUUUAUAGCGGAACUUUACGCACCAAGGUUUAGGACGUCGCAGCUUUGGAAUUAUCUUUUUUAUAUAGAUAUAUACGCAUAUAUAUUUUUGAACUCCUCAUCCAAAAUGUUCGGUUUUGGAGUUUGGAUUAACGCAAUUUGGAUUUUACUUUUUGCAAUUUUUCACGUGUCUCUUUCCAACUAUUCCGAAGACCAGUGCAGCUGGAGAGGCAGUGGUUUGUCCCAGCAGCAGGGCAGCGUGGAGCAGAUCUCCCUCCACUGCUCCGAGGGCACCCUGGACUGGCUGUAUCCCAAAGGUGCCCUGCGCCUCACCCUGUCGCCCCGCCUGCCCUCCGUGGCCGUGGGUCCCAGCGGCAGCAGCUCGGGCCUCAUCACGGCCUGCGUCAAGCCCUCUGAGCAGUUCCACGGAGCCCAGCUCUACCUGGAGAGAGACGGGGUCCUGGAGCUGCUGGUGGGGGACCGGCUGGAGUCGUCCCCCCCGCCCAGGGUGCGCUGCUUCAGCCGGCUGCCCGGGGAGAGGGUGGCCCUGUUCCUGCAGGCGACGCCUCACCAGGACAUCAGCAGGAGGAUCGCCUCCUUCCGCUACGAGCUGAGAGGGGAUUGGACGGCUCGCCUGUCGCUGGACUCCAACCCCAUCAGCAGUGAAGAUGCCUGCAGACCCUGCAACAACACAGAGAUCCUGAUGGCUGUUUGCACCAGCGACUUUGUGGUGCGAGGGAACAUCCGCUCGGUGGUGGAAGACGAGAACUUGCGGGCGGCGGUGAUAAAGGUCAGCGCCACCCGUGUGUUUCGUCAGAAGUACGCCCUGUUCACCGGCAACAGUCGCCUGAGCAGCCGGGGCGAGAUCAGGACUCUGCUCCAGUGCGGCGUCAAACCGGGACCCGGGAGCUUCCUCUUCACCGGCCGAGUCCACUUCGGCGAGGCCUGGCUGGGCUGCGCUCCCCGAUACAAGGACUUCCAGAGGGCUUACACGAUAGCCAAAGCGGCCCAGCAGAUACCCUGUGAACUGCCCGUAGACUGAGACAAAAACUCCGCAGCAAGCUUGUCUACCAACCAGAAUGGAAGCUGUGCUGAAAGCCGGGCCAAACUCAGCCCUGUUUCAGGAAGAAGCCACGAUGUGCACAUGUUGGCACCGAACCACCGGCGGAUAUCGUCUUCCAAAGGGCUGAGGAGCGAAAUGGAAUUCUUCCAACGCCAUUUCAGUGCAAUACGCAGUCGCCUGGUCCCGAAAGACCCGACGGAGUCCUGACAUGAGGGGACGGUUUUACAAACAGAGACGCCACAAAGCUGGUAAAAUUAUCGAAAAGCUUUCCAUUGGGGACACAUUGAGUCAAGCCAUUAAUUCAGGCCAACUGAGAGUCAUCGAAUUGAAACUCAGGAAAAUUUAUUAAAAGUUCUAUAGAAAGCUGGUUAUCCUGUUGAGGAUGCACUCAAGGCAGGUGUUGCUGUGGUCUAAGAUUUCAAAAAUAUCUACCUUUUCUUCCACAGUGUUCAGAUAACAUCCGGCCAUUGGACGGUGAUGUUCAGCUGACUUCGCCUUCAGUGUUACUAACAUCAAGGAGAUUAUAUAAAAUCCUCAUACAAGGAAACAUUUAGAAACUAUUUGCACUGAUAAAGGUAAAGGGAUUGAUCUGGAAAAAGUGUGAUGCUGCAAGCACUGAAAACCAAAUAAAAAGCAACUAUAUGUAGCAUUAGUGGAGCGACUGAGAAUUUAAUAUAUGUACAGACGAUGUGAGCACAUACAGUAGGAACACGAAGCUGAGGCCACCUGAGCAGGUUUCACAGCUCGAUGCGGUGCUGAGAGCACUUUCAUAUUCUAGCCACUCGGAGAUUUCACUUGUGUAAGGACAUACAGGCCUUUUGAAGCACUGUAUUGAGAUAAUGAGAGAAUUUUUUUUGUAAGAUAAAAUAUGUUUAAUUUCUGUAGCAUGAAAUAUUUCUGCAAAAUUCUAACUAAUUCGAGUAAAUUUAAAUAAA